AUUUUUCUCGAACAUGAUGCUUGCUAUACGACGACGUAUCUGGCAAGUCCCUCCCCCCUAUAAAAACAUCAGCUCCGGCGUCCUCGUAGCGUCUACUGUGGAGUUCGGAGUUCCGUUCAUCAGUCGAGAAGAUUCUACCAAAGAUCUCUCGGAGGGUUUUCGUGAGCUUUGAUUGAAAAUGGCAACUGAACCCAAGCCUGCAACUGAGGAGGCGAAGAUGGAUCUGUUCGAGGACGACGACGAGUUCGAAGAGUUUGAGAUCAAUGAAGUAUGGGAGGAUAAGGAAGAAGGACAAGAGGUAGCGCAGCAGUGGGAAGAUGACUGGGAUGAUGAUGAUGUUAACGAUGAUUUCUCCCUACAGCUGAGGAAGGAGCUCGAGAGUAAUGCCGAGAAGAACUGAUGCCCAAUCUCGAGAUACUGGUUCUCCUAUGAAAGUGUCAAUGCCGCUUAGUCUGAUGUGUUAGGCUUUUGAGUUUGAUGUAUCUCGAAAUGCUGUUAUCACAGGAUUUUUAGCUUGAAUGUUGCUUAAUUUGAAAGAGAAUGUAGUUCUUUGUGUGCAUGUUGGAAGCAAAUGAAGAAGCCUGAAUUUUUCGGAUAAAGUAAUUGUUGUUUUACUUGAUA
This is a messenger RNA of Punica granatum (pomegranate), 621 nucleotides long. Lineage: Eukaryota; Viridiplantae; Streptophyta; Magnoliopsida; Myrtales; Lythraceae. The record is from RefSeq and is a predicted model, not a curated record.